Molecule: messenger RNA, 4113 nt
Organism: Megalobrama amblycephala (Wuchang bream)
Lineage: Eukaryota; Metazoa; Chordata; Actinopteri; Cypriniformes; Xenocyprididae
Product: NACHT, LRR and PYD domains-containing protein 12-like
Exons: 16
Coding region: 361-4113 (1250 amino acids)
Molecular function (GO): protein binding
Source: RefSeq, a predicted model, not a curated record
AAAACCCGCGAAGAAGAGGAAAACGAAAGUAACGUCACAUCAACAGCGAUACCAAAUAAACCUGUUGCUCUCUGGAUUUGAUCCAUGCGAUGUUCCAGAAAACAUUCACAAUGAUAACCAAAUCAAUCACUCGCGGUCAUUAAUGUAUAUUUAAUCCACAAUCCAUCGAUCAGAAAGAGAUUUUGAGAACGACGCGCGCUGACAGACAACAAGAGAAUGAGGAAAAUGAGGAAGUUUAUAAAAAAUACUUACAAUCUCUCUUCUUAGUGGACAAGACUUCAAGAAAGUCCUGCUGAACGAUUGAUUGUUUUCUCAAACCAGUGCUGAUCAGAGGAGCGAGGAAAGGACUCUCUCUCUAAGAUGAGUCUCUCAGAGAAACACAGUGUAAGAUCAGGAUCACAUGUGUCCAGCUCUGUGUCUCUGAAGAGUGAUUGGUCAAAAGAUGGAUUACCACCAGACUUCAGUGGGGAAAAACCAUCAUCUAAUAAAAGUGUAAGAUCAGACUCACAUGUGUCCAGCUCUGUGUCUCUGAAGAGUGAUUGGUCAAAAGAUGGAUUACCACCAAACUUCAGUGGGGAAAAACCAUCAUCUAAUAAAAGGCUUCAAUAUGAGACAUUAGACUCAGACGUUCAGACUCACAGGAACCACAAGAAUUUCAAAAACAAUCUCCUGUGGAUAUUCCAGGAUCUUGAGAGCAAAAUAAUCACAUUUCUGAAGGAAGAGCUGGAAAAGUUUAAGAAAAUAUUACAAAAUGAGAACACACACAACUUUGUGAAGGACUUUAAUGAGAAUAGAUGCAGUAUCAAAGAAGCAGCUCUUGAUCUCACACUACAUUACCUGAGAGAGAUGAAGCAAGAUGAAGCUGCUGAUGCUCUAGAAGAUGAGCUGAUCUUCAUUCAUCAGCUAAAAUGUGGCCUAAAGAAGAAGUAUCAAUAUGUGUUUGAAGGAAUGGCGAAGCAUGGUGACUCCAUACUUCUGAAUAACAUCUACACAGAUCUCUAUAUCACUCAGGGUGGCAGUGAACAGGUCAAUACUGAACAUGAGGUCAGACAGAUUGAAGUUGCUUCCAGGCGUAAUGAAUCUCAAGAGAUUCAGGUUAAAUGCACAAAUUUGUUUGAAACUCCUGAACAAGAUGAGGAGAUCCGAACUGUACUGACAAAAGGAGUCGCUGGCAUCGGAAAAUCAGUCUCUGUGCAAAAGUUUGUUCUGGACUGGGCUGAAGGAAAAGAAAAUCAAGAUAUCAGCUUCAUAUUUCCUCUUCCAUUCAGAGAGAUGAACUUAAAGGAGAAAGAAAAACUAAGUUUGAUGGACCUUAUAACUCAUUUUUUCCCAGAGACAAAAGGACUGAACCUUACAAGAAGAAAUCAAUUCAAAGUCCUGUUCAUCCUUGAUGGAUUGGACGAAUGUCGCCUUCCUCUGAAGUUUGAUUGUAAUGAGACGUGGAGUGAUGUAUCGUCACCAGCCUCUCUGGAUGUUCUCCUAACGAACCUCAUGAAGGGAAAUCUGCUUCCUUCUGCUCACAUCUGGAUCACCACCAGACCAGCAGCUGCCAGUAAGAUUCCUCCUGACUGCAUCGACCGGCUGACAGAGAUACGAGGAUUCAGUGAUGCACAAAAGGAAGAGUACUUCAAAAAAAGAUUCACGGAUCAUAAUCAGGCCAAAACAAUCAUUGAUCAUGUUAAAAAAUCAAAGAGUCUCUUUAUCAUGUGCCACAUCCCAGUCUUCUGCUGGAUUUCAGCCACUGUUCUCCUGAACAUUCUGGAGGAGAAAAGAAAUAAUGAUGUGAAAAACAAUCAGGCUGAUGAGAUCUCUAAAACACUACAGGAAUCAAAUACUGAAGACACUCCCAAGACUCUGACACAAAUGUACACACACUUUCUCCGCUUUCAGAUCCAGCAGAGCCGGCGAAAGUAUGAUGGAGAAUACGCAGCAGAUGUUUCCUGGGAUAAAGACGCCAUCCUUUCACUGGGGAAACUGGCAUUUCAUCAGCUGGAGAGAAACAACGUGAUCUUCUAUGACACAGACCUGGAAGCCUGUGGUAUUGACGUCUAUAAGGCAUCAGUGUACUCAGGCAUGUGUACCCAGAUCUUUAAGGAGGAAACAGGGAUCAUUUUUGGUACCAUGUACUGCUUUGUUCACUUGAGCAUUCAAGAGUUUAUUGCAGCCCUUUAUGCACAUCUGUUUCUAGACAUCGACAAGAAAAGUGUGUUUGAUCAUGAGUCUACAGAACAGGAAAACAAAAAUGAAACCAUGAUUAAUUUUCUCAAGACUGCAGUGGACGAGGCGCUCGAGAGUGACAAUGGACACCUGGACCUUUUCCUUCGCUUCCUCCUCGGUCUGUCAGUGCAGUCCAAUCGACGACUCUUACGGGGUCUGUUGACACGGCAAGACGGCAAUGACCAGAGCAACAAGGAAAUAGUUCAGUACAUCAAGCAGAAAUUAGAAGAUAAUCUGUCUGCAGAGAGAUCCAUCAAUCUGUUCUACUGUCUGAAUGAACUGAACGACCAAACUCUGGUGAAGGAGAUUCAGACCCACCUUAGCAAAGGAAGUCUCUCAUCUGCUGACCUUUCACCUGCCCAGUGGUCUGCUUUGGUCUUUGUGUUGUUGACAUCAGAGGAAGAGCUGGAGGAGUUUGAGCUUCAGAAAUUCAAGAAAUCAGACGAGUGUCUCAGUAGAUUAUUGCCAGUCAUCAAAACCUCCAGAAGAGCUCUGUUAAAUGACUGUAACUUAACAGACAAAAGCUGUUCAGCUCUGGCAAUUCUUGGAGCAGAUACUAAUCUGAAAGAGCUGAACAUGAACAAUAAUAAUCUGCAGGAUUCAGGAGUGAAGCUGCUCUGCACUGGACUGAAGAAUCUAAACUGUAAAUUGGAGAUACUGAGACUCUCUAACUGCAGUGUGACAGAAGAAGGUUAUAAAGCUCUGGCUUCAGCUCUGAGAUCAAACCCUUCACACCUGAUAGAGCUGGAUCUCACAGGAAAUGAUCCUGGACAAUCAGGAGUGAAGGAGCUCAGUGAUUUACUACAGGAUCCAAACUGUCAGCUGAAGACACUGAGGUUUUUGAGUGCUGCUGCAGAUGAAGCCUGUCAGUAUGUGGAGAGAGUUGUGGGUAAAAACCCGUUUCUCCAGAAAGAGCUGAAACUGAGUGAACAUGAACUAGGAGACACACGAGUGAAUCAGAUCGCUGCUCUACUGCAGGAUAAACACUGUCGACUCAACACACUGACUCUGAGUUACUGCAGUAUUACAGAGGAUCAGUGUGUCAUCCUGACUUCAGCUCUGAAAUCAAACCCGUCACACCUGAGAGAGCUGAACCUGAGCGGGAAUGAACUAGGAGACUCUGGAGUGAAAAACCUCAGUGAUCUACUGAUGAACCCACAAUUCAAGCUGGAGAAACUACAUCUGAGUUUCUGCAGGAUUACAGAGAAACAGUGUUUCAUCCUGACUUCAGCUCUGAAAUCAAACCCGUCACACCUGAGAGAGCUGAACCUGAGCUGGAAUGAACUAGGAGACUCUGGAGUGAAAAACCUCAGUGAUCUACUGAUGAACCCACAAUUCAAGCUGGAGAAACUACAACUCUCUAACUGCAGUGUAACAGAAGAAGGUUAUAAAGCUCUGGCUUCAGCUCUGAGAUCAAACCCUUCACACCUGAUAGAGCUGGAUCUCACAGGAAGUGAUCCUGGACAAUCAGGAGUGAAUGAGCUCAGUGAUUUACUACAGGAUCCAAACUGUCAGCUGAAGACACUGAGGUUUUUGAGUGGUGCUGCAGAUGAAGCCUGUCAGUAUGUGGAGAGAGUUGUGGGUAAAAACCCGUUACUCCAGAGAGAGCUGAAUCUGAAUGAACAUAAACUAGGAGACACUGGAGUGAAUCAGAUCGCAGCUCUACUGCAGGAUAAACACUGUCGACUCAACACAUUGACUCUGUAUAGAUGCAGAAUUACAGAGAAACAGUGUGUGAUCCUGACUUCAGCUCUGAAAUCAAACCCGUCACACCUGAGAGAGCUGAACCUGAGCGGGAAUAAUCUAGGAGACUCUGGAGUGAAAAACCUCAGUAAUCUACUGAUGAACCCACAAUUCAAGCUGAAGAAACUACAUAAAAAGAGCAUCAAACUUUGA